Cladophialophora psammophila CBS 110553 is the source of this 180-nucleotide messenger RNA. RefSeq lists its product as uncharacterized. The transcript is spliced from 3 exons. Gene Ontology annotation, biological process: intracellular transport; protein secretion. The record is from RefSeq and is a predicted model, not a curated record. The coding region runs from base 1 to 180 and encodes 59 amino acids. Lineage: Eukaryota; Fungi; Ascomycota; Eurotiomycetes; Chaetothyriales; Herpotrichiellaceae.
AUGGACAGGAAUAAAGACGGGCUGAUCAGUGUCUUGAGGGGAAUCAGCGUGAUUGGCAUAUUCUGGAAAUGCGCACGGAUAGGCGAGCGCCUCAGUCCAUACGUUAGCAUCUUUUGCAUUGCUAUGGCUCCUAGCGUCGUUGUGAUCGGCACCCUUCCUCCUAAGAAAUUGACCUUUUGA